Molecule: messenger RNA, 4076 nt
Organism: Spodoptera frugiperda (fall armyworm)
Lineage: Eukaryota; Metazoa; Arthropoda; Insecta; Lepidoptera; Noctuidae
Product: proton-coupled amino acid transporter-like protein CG1139
Exons: 9
Coding region: 169-1614 (481 amino acids)
Biological process (GO): amino acid transmembrane transport
Cellular component (GO): vacuolar membrane
Molecular function (GO): amino acid transmembrane transporter activity
Source: RefSeq, a predicted model, not a curated record
UACACGGAAAAACAGAUUGUUAACGCAUAGGGCGGCGUUUUAGUGACAGAAUAAGUGCGCUCGCGCAGACGAUCGCCUGCAGUCACCUGUGAACCUGCGCGUAAUACACUCCUGCGCACUCCGCUGUGACAACCACUUCGCGUCAAUACUCGCAGCUCGAUACGGAAAAUGGAAAAUAACAAGACGAAGAAAGUUGACAUCAGCCACAUCAGUGGCAAUGCAGUUUCCUACCAUCAUGACGACAACAGUGUAGCUGAUGGCUACGGCAUGUUCCAGUCCAGGGAGCAAAUCAUCUCGGACUCCAAAGGACAGUUGGAGAUGGAGAAUGGGAAGGCCUUGAACGGUCAACACAAUGAUGGUCAUCACCAUGUCACGCAUCCUACCUCAUAUGCUGACACAAUGCUGCACCUGUUCCGUGGUAACAUCGGCACCGGUCUGCUGGCCAUGGGAGAUGCCUUCAGGAACGGAGGCAUCGUGUUCUCCCCCAUAGUAACCGCACUGCUUGGCAUCAUCUGCGUACAUGCGCAACACUUAUUGCUCAACUGUUCAGAAGAGAUGCAUCGUCAGUCGAAGCGGGAUCGUCCGCCAGGAUUCGCAGACACGGUGUACCUGGUGUUUGCGAACGGCCCCGUGAAGUACCGAGGCCUGGCAGCCUUCAUGAAGGUCCUGGUCAACGGGUUCCUCUGCAUCACACAGCUCGGCUUCUGCUGUGUCUACAUCGUGUUCAUCGCGAAUAACGUUAAGAUGAUUUGCGACCAGUACAACAUACACAUCGACUUAUCAAUCCACAUGAUAUUUGUGGUGGUGCCUGUACUCCUGGCAUGUAUGGUGCGGAACCUCAAGUACCUGACGCCGUUCUCCACCAUCGCCAACAUUAUGAUGGCUGCGGGAGUCGCCGUGGUAGUCUACGAAGCCACCCAGGACCUGCCCGAUGUGGAGACCAGGGAAUACAUAGGGACGUGGCAACAACUGCCUCUUUACUUCGGAACUGCUAUCUAUGCCUUUGAGGGAAUCGGAUUGGUUCUGCCCCUCAAGAAUGAAAUGCGCAACCCGGAGAAGUUCCAGAAGCCUUUGGGCGUGUUGAACGUGGGCAUGGUAGUGGUGGGCAGCAUCUUCAUAACUGUGGGCUUCCUCGGAUACCUCAAGUGGGGAGAUGACGUGCUCGGCAGCUUGACUCUGAACUUGCAGCCAGGCAGAGUGCUCAGUAACGUGGUGCAGGCUCUGAUCGCUCUGUCGAUACUGUUCACGUACCCGCUGCAGUUCUACGUUCCCAUCGCGAUCACGUGGCCCACCAUACACAAGAAGUACGCCACAAACAACCCCAUUGCCAAGGAACUGGGAUACAGAGCUCUGCUAGUGCUGCUUACUUUUGUCCUGGCUGAAUCGAUUCCUGAGCUCGGUCUGUUCAUCUCGCUGGUGGGAGCUGUGAGCAGCACAGCCCUGGCCCUGAUGUUCCCCCCCCUCAUCGAGCUGGUGUACACAUCACAGAAGCCCGAAGGCAUCCCGAAACACAUGCUACUCAAAGACGGAUUCAUCAUCCUUCUAGGAUUGUUCAUCUUCGUCACAGGAACAUACGAGAGCGUAGUCUCUAUCGUUAGAGCGUUCCAAAACUAGAUCUUACCUAUAUUUAGUCGUUAAAUAAGUUUAGAUGUCGUUGACUUAUCAUAAUACAAUCUUUAUAUUUUUAGAUAUCGCGUGUCGAGUUUUGUAGGUUGAUUAUUACCUACUUAUUUUCGUAAAUGAUAUUGAAUAUUUUAUUAACCUAUUUAUUUAUGGUUUAAAUCUAUUUUGUAUACCCUUUUUAAUAGUAAACAGGAUAGGUAAGUGUGCGGUUACCGUAUCGAUGUCGAUUCAAAUGAUCUAUAAAUGUGCUUGUAAUAUUGUCUGACUUUUGUCCUAUGUAUUAACUGCCGUAUUCAGAGUCAUUUAAUGGUUACUUAACCGAGUCUUUAGCAAUUGUUUUCGAUACAAAAUCUCUACUAAGGAAUAGUUUAAGUAAUCAUUAAAUGUCUCUGAGUGCGGCGGUAAGUAUACAAAUGUUUCUUGUUUCCCUUUAGAGUGAUAUUUGAUAGUCUAGUAUUUUCAUAUCGUAUUACAUCAGAAGUGUGUUGUCCCUAUAACUAUAUUUUGACAAAAUGUUGCCUAGUAUCAAAGAUUUUGGGCUAAAUGGUGAGAAAUUACGAAUUUAUUGAACUAGGCACUAAACUUUAAUUCUAAGCUCAAUCUAUAUCUCGUAUAAUUUAUAUAACUACUGUGCCGUAACAAUGUAGUUAUAUAGUAACUACAUAGUAUAUAUAUUUAUUUGUUCACAAUGUUUUAAACCAUUCUUAUUUGACACAGGUAAUGUUUAUAAUGUAAACUGCCUUACCUACCUCUGAUGGGCGUCGUCAGGAUUAUAAAGAGUAGUACCUGCAUUUGUAUCAUUACUUUACGCAAUUUAUUAGAGGUUUAGCAAGGAGGAGGCUCCCGGUCCCACUUUAGCUCUUUAUAGUUUCAGCCAGUCGAUUUAUAGGAAAUGUAUGGGAGGCAUUUUUUGCAAGCCCCCAGUCUUUUCUCGGAUACAUUUCGGUGUGCAUGGAAAAUGCACAACUUAAUUCUCCUUAGUUUGUUUCAUCACUGUAUGCACCACUAGACAAACGGCAAGAUAAUUAUUGCAUCAAUUUACACGAACCGUUUCGCUUCGAGUAUCCUUAUGCCGUAAAGAAGUGAAAUACUUACCUUGUUGGUGUCUGUGUUUCCUGAAAAAUUCAACUUGGGUGUCCUCAAUUUUUGCUUACGAUAUAAAGAUUACAUAUUUCUCUUCUGUUUUGGUAUACAAGUGUAUUCAAUUGUACCUGCUGGCGCCCUCUCGACAUCUGUUAAACAAUUUUACAAAGAUUCUUAAAACCUGUAUAGUAGUAUUAGUUUGAAUGUACCUGACUGAUCCAGGGCAGUUAUUGUAGAUAAUGUAGAUUGUAGACAUUUAAAGUUUGCGGAUUCUAAUGUUUCUUGUAGUUGUUGUAGUGUGAUUUCAUAAGUGUCAUAUUUGUUUAACUGAUGAUAAAGUUUAUGAUGAUGAUUAUACCGAAUUCUGAAGACAUAUCUUACUCAAUUUUGACCUAUACUGUCAUUAUCAUAAGCUCUCUUUUAUUUUUCUUAAUGAAUAAUGUUAAUACCUGGUUAUAUACAAAAGUUGUAUACGAUAUUUUUAUGUACAAUGUUGUGUCAUAAAUGUAAUGACCAAAGUAUAUUAGAGGGCUGUGGGUAAAUAUAUACCUGCAUGUACCUACUGUAGCAGCUCGAUUCUCGAUAUAAUUAGACUUUAAGCAUAAUAUAAUAAGCGUAAAUUAUUAAUGAAAUAAGUUUUUCAAGUAUUUUUUUAAUUUUAUGAAGAUGUAAUAACCUAAGACAUGUUUAGUUUUCUCAUGCAUAAAGUCGAUUAAGUUCUUUGGUAAGCAGCAAAAAAAAAAUUAAAUUUUCUUACCUGUAUACUAAAUUAUGACCAAUGGUUGGAAUCAAUCUGUAUAAUUUAUACCAAUCAAUUAUACAGAUUUAACUUUUUUUUUGAAAUGUGGGUGCGACCCUUUUUGCUUAUUUACCUAAAUAAAAAAAUAUGGGUUGGUGGGUUGUGCCCUGACCUAAAAAUGGCCAUUAAUUUCUCAGAACAUAUCCCAACAACUGUAAGUCGUGUAGUUUCUGCGAAACUUGUCUUUAGGUUUCAAUCGAACCUAUUUAGAUUUAAUUUUGUUAAUUAUAAGUUUUACAAUUACCAAGUAAUUUUAUAUUGUUGUUAUUGUUUGUUUCAUAAGUUUUCUAUCAUUUUCGACGUUCGAUAUUAUUUAUGUAUAUGAUUAAAAGCCGAUGAAAUUACCGUUUCAGAACGGCAAAACAAAUAAAUAAUUGUAUUAAUUUAGGCACAACCUGUGCGGGCCACGGGUAGUGAAUAGUUAUUAUUUAAUGUGUCUGCAAUUUACCGAGUAUUUAUCAAUGUUCAUGUGAUAAUUUAACAAAGAAACUUCACAUAUAUUAUUAUAUUUACACACGUAUAGUAAUAUAUUCUGUGAUACAACGUAAUAAUAAAUGUUCUUGUCUAAAUA